AUGUCCUUAUGCAUGUUCUUUGUGUUCUUCGUGUUCUUCAUGUUCUUCGUGCUAGGUGAUCAGCUCAUUAUGUCUACAAGUAGGUGUGAUAGUCACGCUGAUUCAGUCUGUCGACUGUCUUGUUCGUUUAGUGAAGAAGAUUUUAGUUCUCUCUUUCAAAGUUCUGCUGAGAUGGUUGAUUGCAACCGAAUUACAGUAGUAGAAUUGGGGGGUCGUCCUUUAGGUGAUGUUACUGGAAGGGGAAUAGAUUCUAACGAACCUAUUGAUGGUGGUAUGCCGGGUUCUGGUAGUAUGCUUAGUUCUAAUCCUAGGUCUUCCAUAAGUUUAGGUGAGUUGACCUAUCUUCGUCGUCAUUAUGAGAUCCCUGAUACCAUCAGUCUGCAUGCUCCUGCUAAGGCGGAGCGGCCUGACUAG
Messenger RNA from Humulus lupulus (European hop), 414 nucleotides. RefSeq lists its product as uncharacterized. The transcript has 2 exons. Lineage: Eukaryota; Viridiplantae; Streptophyta; Magnoliopsida; Rosales; Cannabaceae. Bases 1 to 414 code for a protein of 137 amino acids. The record is from RefSeq and is a predicted model, not a curated record.